Messenger RNA from Rhineura floridana, 2826 nucleotides. RefSeq names its product E3 ubiquitin-protein ligase TRIM11-like. Bases 633 to 2132 code for a protein of 499 amino acids. The record is from RefSeq and is a predicted model, not a curated record. NCBI's taxonomy places the organism in Eukaryota, Metazoa, Chordata, Lepidosauria, Squamata, Rhineuridae. The transcript is spliced from 9 exons.
CGCAGGUGUUCCGGAGGGACGCUCCAAUAUGGCACAAACGCAGCAAGCUUGCGGCAGGAGGCCGACGCGGCUCAGCAGUAGGGCAGGUCUGAGGCCUCCAACAACACGUGGCCUCUCCUGAGGGGCCGGUCAAAGGGAGGCCCUGACUUCUUCCCACGUUCCCCUCCUCCAUACGCGCCACCCCGAAUGGUACAGCUUGAUUCGGGGCGUACUACCCUGCAGCAGCCCCUCUAAGAUCGCGACACACUGAGGGGCUCCCGCACCGCCUCCAACUUCCGGGUAGGCGAGACAGGGAUCUUGGUUUCGUUGUCCGCUGCUUUGGCUCCCUCGUUUUCCUGUGAGAGGAGCUGCUCCGGAUCUGGGCGCUUGAAUUAAAGGAGUCAGUUCGGUCUCUGCCGUCAAAUAAGGGGCGCUUCAAGUUGCUGCUUUGGCCUUACUCGGAAGGAAAGGAAAGCUCCGCUUUGGAUCCCAUUUGCAGUUCGUUCUAAUCACUUGUCUUCAAAAUCCUACACACCGGGAGGGGUUUAUUGGGUGGAGAUACAGUCCUUUUGAACUUUCCUCCCAGUGGGGCUGCUUCUGAGUGCAAGAGAAAAGCAAUUGUUCCCUUCGUGUUGCACUGUGGGAGUGACGUUAUGGCUACUGAGAGCCCCCGGAAGAGGCUUCAUCGUGAAGCAACUUGCCCUGUCUGCCUGGGCUACUUUGUGGAUCCUGUGACUCUAGACUGUGGACACAACUUCUGCCAAACAUGUGUCUCUAGAUGCUGGGAGGAGCCUGGCACGGGGGCCAAGUGCCCUCACUGCCGAAUGGCUGUUGGGCGGAAUUUCAGAUCAAACAGGUCUCUAGCAAAUGUUGUCGAAAUAGCUCAACAGCUAAAUUCCUCAGGCGUAGAGGGGCCAAAAUGCAUCACACACCCGGGGGGCAUGAAUUACUUCUGCAAGGAUCAUGGAGUCUUCUUCUGUAUGGUGUGCGAUGCCCCUCAACAGCACAGAUGUCGCAGCACUGCGGUCCCCAUAGAGCAGGCUGUCCAUGACUACAAGGGUCAGAUCUUUAGCUGCCUAGGAAUUCUGAGGAAGGAGAGGGGAACCAUUUUGGAAUAUAUAGCAGACUUGGAAGAGAAAAGCCAAUAUGAACUUGAGCAAAUACAAACAGAGAAGGAAAUAACAGUGUUUGAGUUCAGACGACUAUACCGGUUUCUGAAGAGAAAAGAGAAAUUUCUGGUGGGCGAGAUGGUAAGCGAGGAGAGAAAUAUUGUGAGAAUAAAGGAGCGCCAGCUGUCCCGUUUCUCUGAGAAAUUACUCUGUCUGGGAGGUUUCAUCCAGGAUAUGGAAGAACUGUGUCAGAAGCCAGAAAUCGAAUUCCUGCAGGAUGUUCAAAGAGUCUUGCAGAGGUAUGAGAAGAAGAAGAAACCAUUUGAGUACCCAGUCUCUUUGGAUUACUUGUUGAAAUGGAGGAUUCAGGAAUUUUGUGACAGAAAUUUCUUUCUGGAGGGUGUCCUACAAGAGUUCAAAGAUGGUCUAGCUGGACUUCAUGCAGCAGACAGAGGUAAUUUGGGGGAUCGAUGGAGGAAUAAAUUUACAGAAGGGAUCAAAGCAAAGACUUUUGCAGAAAGUUCUUUCCGUUCAAUUAUAACUCUGGAUCCAAAGACAGCUAGUCCCCAACUUACUGUGUCUACGGACUGUAAAAGCGUGAGACAUGGAGGCAAAGAUCAAGAUCUGCCCAAUAAUCCUGAGAGAAUUUGCUGUGACUGGCCUUUUGUGAUGGGGCGUGAGGAAUUUGAACACGGCAGACAUAUCUGGGAUGUCCUCUUGGGAAGUGAAGGAGACUGGGCUGUGGGAGUCGCCCUGCAGAAUAAUUCCUUGAUUCCUUUCAGAGAUGAAAUAUGGGAAAUUGGAAAGGGGGAAGGGGGAUAUUGGGUCUCCUGCCACAUAGAUUUUCAGGAUCGUCCUCUUUCUCUCAGCGGGGAGCUCAAUAGGAUCCGAGUGUCUCUUAACUGUGAUGGGGGGAGGCUAGCAUUUUUUAAUGCCGAUUCAGGAGCUGAGCUGUUCGCAUUCAAAGAUGUCCAAUUCUUGGGAGCAACCAUCUUCCCCUUCUUUCGAGUGUCUGAAAAGGGAUACCUCACGCUCUCUCCCUAAGGGUCUGAUCUCACAGGCCCUGCGGUCAUUGCUCUCCAUACUAAAAUAAUUGAUGAAAACCAAAUAUUUUUCUGAUCAAGAGCACCUCUGAAAGCUCUACAAAGGCCCAGACCAAUUUCUAGUCACAGUUUCCAAAGCUAACUAACUAAAGAUGGAGAGUUUCCCCCUCCUCUCCUUUCCCAGAUUCCCCCCGCUGCUUAUGUCUUUAAAAGGCAGUAAUAACCCUACCCAAAAAUAAUAUCAUAUUUCUUCUAAGCCCUGGCAGAACUCUUAUUAGAUGCCGUACUGGCAACCACGGCUGUAAUAUUCAGGACUCCCAAUCCUGCUCACAGCCCACAGAGGUAAAAGCCCACAGUUUAAUAGGGUUUAGUAAAUGUGUUUUGAAUUUUCAGCCUCUGUUCCUCUUACUUUAUAUCUCAUCCUUCCCUCCAGGAGCUCUGGAGUUGUACAUGAUUCUCCCCCACCCAAUUCUAUCCUUGCAACUCUAUGAGGGAGGAUAACCGAGAGAGAGGGUUACUGGCCUAGGAUUAAUUUCACUUUGCCAUUUGGGAGUGAAUUUUCUGUCAGGAUUUCUCUUUUUAAUUGUGCUCUGGAGACAAAUGUGAUAGUUAUAUCUUUUGCACUGACAAUGUCCCCCUCCAUUUUUCUAGAUAUGUAUAUCCAUAUUGUGGCCUAAUAAAUUAGUCUUUUAAGA